GCUGCCUACUGAGAGAUUGGUGGUUUCUCAGUGUACGGUCCGAGAGUUUCUUGAGACACGCCUUGAGAAGCGAUCAGCUCUGGUCACCCUUCCGGAGGAGGACCGAGCACCUACCCUUGGGGAACACCUUCCGAACCACCACCUGUCACUCAAACGCGUUGCCAUGGUGAAGGAAGACGGGAUCGAACACGUUGUUCCGCACGCGGCGGACAGCACGUACGACUCCGACGGCCACGCCCUCGCCGCCAGCCAGAUGAUGGGGGAGGCUGUUGCCAUGCCAACGGAGUCUCUGGAGCUGCAGAGGGUGCUGAACGUGCGCCGGAAGGACGUGCUGAGUUCCCGGAAGCGGCGGGAGUUCAUUCCCGACGAGAAGAAGGACAACGCGUACUGGGACAAGCGCCGCAAGAACAACGAAGCGGCGAAGCGGUCGCGGGAGAAGCGGCGGCUGAACGACAUGGUGCUGGAGACGCGCGUGCUGCAGCUUACCCAGGAGAACGCGCGGCUCCGGGCGGAAAUGUACGCGCUGAAGCAGCGGCUGGCGGAAGUGACGUCGGGCCCGCAGCAGCGGCAGUACCUGUCGGGCCCGCCCAGCCCCCCGGCCCCCGUGCAGUAUCCGCACGUGUACGGUACACACGGGGAGCGCACAGCUGCGGUCUACACGCAGCCGUUCCUAAACCCGGGGAUACAGUCGCCGGGAUACCCGCACAUACAGGAGCAGCAGCAGCAGGCCUGGUACGACCGGCAACGGGACUUACAGUAUCAGCAGCGACAUCUAGCGACUUCCAGAUACGCUGCAGCCGCGUACGACGCAGCUGAGGCUGACAAACCCCCGCAGCAGCAGCCCGUUCUGAGUAGUGACCAUUCGCAGUGGGACACUGAGAGCACGACGGAGGAAAUGCAGCCCGUCGGCGGCCUCACGCCGCAGGCCGUAGACCUCAGCUUCGCCAAGGCCGAGCGGUUGAGAAAAGGUUCCUCCGAGGACGACAACAGCAGCCUGAGCGAGUGCCACUCGCCGGUGCCCGCCGAGCCGCUGUCCCGCCCGCCCAGCCUCAGCCCGACCGUCCGCAGCUCCAUCCUCAAGUGGGGCAGCGACGAGAAAUGCCUGCCGCACAAACUCCGCCUGAAGCUGUCGGCGCAGCACCGCGACGAGUCGGCGUCCUGCCACAGCGGCGAUAGCGACACGUCCCCGGACUCCCCCGUCAUGCCCGUCCUCAGCGGUACAGCAGAGCACCCUAGCGGCGACCACCCCGAACUGCAGACCACCACCACGCACCUGAACAACAGUAACCCGCGGGAAGAGGCGCGCCGCUCCCUGCACCAGCAGCCGCCGCGCCCCGGCAGCCCGGCCGACCCGGAGCUUCAGGAGAAGCGGCGCCGGAACAGCGAGAAAGCGCGGCGCAGCAGGGAGCUCCGGCGCAUGAUGGUGAGCUACCACACCUCGCGGUCCACGCACCUGCAGACGGAGAACAGCCACCUGCGUCAGGAGGUCUCUCUCCUCUCCGCAGAGAUCUUCACGCUCAAACACAUGCUGGAGAAGAAGAGAGAGGCCAUCAGCUUCGCGGAGGCCGACAGCAUCGACGGAUCACCUCACAGCGUGGACAGCCUCAUCUAACCCGCAUCUCAUCUAUCUAACCCGCAGCUCCUACAAGCGGAGCCAAUCACGAACUGGCCCGAUAAUACUGA
Branchiostoma belcheri (Belcher's lancelet) is the source of this 1683-nucleotide messenger RNA. Its product is annotated as nuclear factor interleukin-3-regulated protein-like. Gene Ontology annotation, cellular component: nucleus. The record is from RefSeq and is a predicted model, not a curated record. Gene Ontology annotation, molecular function: DNA-binding transcription factor activity; DNA binding. The transcript is spliced from 2 exons. Lineage: Eukaryota; Metazoa; Chordata; Leptocardii; Amphioxiformes; Branchiostomatidae. The coding region runs from base 164 to 1612 and encodes 482 amino acids. Gene Ontology annotation, biological process: circadian rhythm; regulation of DNA-templated transcription.